CUUACAGCAAGUCGGUGUUAGAAAAUUCUGCAUACAUUUGCACUAGAACUUGUAUUUCGCUUCAUAAACUCUAAAGCCACAAUGGAGGGAUGGCUAAAGGUACCAAACCGAAAUAACAUAAAGAAGCAUGGCUGGAGGAAGCAGUAUGUUGUUGUCAGCAAUUUUAAAGUUCUUUUCUUCAACACAGAAGAGGAUAAAGACAUUACAGAUCCAAUAACUGCACUCGAUAUCGACAAAAUCUUCUUUGUUCGACCAGUGACACAGGGAGAUGUGUACAGGGCAGAUGCCAAAGAUAUUCCUAGAAUUUUUCAGAUUUUAUAUGCAAGUGAAGGUGAGAACAGAAAACCAGACGAGGUCAAUCAAGACCAAUCCAACACAGAUCGCACAGGUGUUAUCAUCUAUAAAGGUCAUGAUUUAGUUCCAAUAAGCUUUCGUACACCAACUUCCUGUGACUCGUGCCAUAAAACUGUCUGGCAUGUGAUUCACCCACCUCCAGCCUUGGAGUGUAAACGUUGCCAUGUAAAAGUACAUCGAGACCACUAUGACAAGAAUGAAGAGUUUCUACCCUACUGUAAAGUAAAUUAUGAUUCAAGUAUUCAGGCAAAGGAAAUGUUACUGCUGGCAGAGUCAACUGAGAAACAGAAAAACUGGGUUCAACAUCUUAGUAAAAAAGUAUCUAAAAAAGGGAUAGUCAGUACAGGAAACCUCAGAACUGCUUACUCAGAUGGUAAUGUCAGUACUGGUACUGUCAGGGGCACAAAGCAAUAUUCUUCUUAUGGACCUCAGCAGAGGGGCCACCCCCAGGCUGGUAAAUCUGCCACAUUGCCGCCACCUAACGCUCGUAAUUCAUGAGCCUUCAGCCAAUUAAAGAAAGAGGUUACUUGCGCAGUGCAAAAGGUGGACAAUCCUAACAUUUCAUGACCACUUUUCUUUUCACUUUCUGCAACUAGUUUUAAAAAUGUUCUGUUUUGUUUACAGUAGGAUAAUAAUAUUUCAGUAUUUGGAAUAGAAUAGAAAUGUUUAAAGUAAGCAAUUAAAAAAUCAUGUUAACAGUUUGUAUAUUUUAGGCUUCUUAAAAAAAAAUAAUAACUUACUGUUUGGCACUAACAGAAAUAUUUUUUU
Physella acuta is the source of this 1122-nucleotide messenger RNA. Its product is annotated as rho-associated protein kinase 1. The record is from RefSeq and is a predicted model, not a curated record. Lineage: Eukaryota; Metazoa; Mollusca; Gastropoda; Physidae. Gene Ontology annotation, biological process: cortical actin cytoskeleton organization; mitotic cytokinesis; peptidyl-threonine phosphorylation. Gene Ontology annotation, cellular component: cytoskeleton; cytoplasm. Gene Ontology annotation, molecular function: Rho-dependent protein serine/threonine kinase activity.